CGAACGCCGCAAGCUCCGAGUACUACUGCACUGUUUACUUCUGACGAAUCCAUGGACUCGACUUCCACGUCCCCCAGCUCUCGAGGAGAAUCGAAAAGCCUGCGCUCGCCCUUCUCGGAUCCUUCCAUCGAGAAACUGUCCAACGUCUCGACGCCACAGGACAGACGUAAGAAGAGGAGCCGAGCAGCAGACGACUGCUGGAACGUGUUGACGGAAACAUUUGGCCACUCGGAGUAUAAAGGGAAGCAGAAGGAGAUUGUGCACGCCGCUGUCCAUGGGGCAGAUGUUUUCGUGCUAGCGCCGACUGGAAUGGGCAAGAGUAUAUGUUUUCAGGUCCCUGCGAUAGCUGCUCAACACGGAGUCACCGUGGUCGUGUCUCCUCUCCUCGCGCUUAUGAAGAAUCAAGUUGCCAAGUUACGACGUGCCGAUAUAUGCGUUGUCGCCUUCACCUCCGAGACCUCUCGAGAGGAGAAACAAGAUCUAGUGCAGGACCUGCAUUCAGGGGAUCCCACCACUCGACUGCUCUAUGUGAGCCCAGAGAAGUUCUGCGCUGCAGAAUUUACCAAGAUGCUAGCCGUUCUUUACGAACAAGAGAGGUUGAACCGAUUAGUCGUUGAUGAGGCUCAUUGUAUAUCGGAGUGGGGUCACGAUUUCCGUGCAGAGUAUCGGCGGCUCGGUCUCUUCAGGGACAGAUACCCAAAUAUACCUAUCAUGGCACUGACUGCGACAGCAACUCCAGCCGUGCAGGACGAUAUCGUGCGUAGCCUGAAGAUAUCAGAGGGUAACCUGUUUAAAGUCGUCCAUCCGUUCAAUCGGGAAAAUCUGUUUUAUGAGGUCCGAUAUCUGUCUUCCCCGGACCCGGACGCACACAAAGUCGAUGUCUUUGAAUACAUCAGUGGUCUGCAUAGACGCCGAGGACAACCCUCUUCCGGUAUUAUCUAUUGUAGAACGCGCGCCAGAUGCGACGACCUGUCCGCCUAUUUGCGAGGCAAAGGACUGAACGCCAGACCAUAUCACAGAGGGAUCAGGCCUUCUGUUCUUGAUAGGACACUGGAAGAUUGGGCCUGUGGAGGAACAGGGAAAGGAGGAGUCGACGUGGUUUGCGCCACUAUAGCGUUUGGCAUGGGUAUUGACAAGGCCGAUGUCCGGUACAUUCUUCAUUAUGAUCUACCCAAAAGUUUUGAAGGUUACUAUCAAGAGACUGGAAGGGGAGGGCGCGAUGGUCUGCCAUCAAAGUGCAUUUUGUUCUACUCCAGGGAGGACGUAGUCAGAGUGCAAAAGUGGGUGGGCGGAUCGCAUGAAAAGCGGUUGAUGCGCGCAGAAUCUAUGGAAGGCCCGAUGCCUAGUCAGAGAGCAAUAAACAGCCUGAGAGCACUGAUCAACUUCGCUGAAGGCGUUGACACUUGUCGACAUGUUGCUAUUUGCAAGUAUUUUGGUGAAAAGAUUGAUUCGAGCAAACCGGAAGUCGUCAAAAGAUAUUGCAAUGAUAUGUGCGAUGUCUGCAAGUCUCCAGAAAAGACAAAGCGACGCAAGCUGGAGCUAUCAUCACAAGAACUCGUCAGCUCCCAGACAGCAAUGCUCCAACGGCAAGCAGACAGUACCGAGGACGAAGACGGGUACUUCCGUAUCCAAGAGUCUAUUCGCGGAAACGCUGCUGGCCCUUCUUCCGCGAACCCCAGGAACGACAUGAGCAGCGGGUGGAGGAGCAACUUCAGGGCGGGUGACGAGAGUCAUGGCAUAGACCGGUCUAACACGAUCAGUAUGAACACAACGUCAAGUGGCUCCAGAAAGCGACCGACUUCAGCAUUCCCCGAUGAUCAGAAUCGUAGUAAGAAGGCCAAGAUAAGUUUUUCUACACCUGCUCCUCUGGGCAUGUCAUCACGGCUCAGGCAAAGUUUGAACAAGCCAUUCCGGUCACCUUUCAGAACACCCUCUUCUGAACACACUCUCCAAGAUCGCUCGCACAGUAUCACAGAGCCGCCUGCUCCCACCAUACACGAAGCGGAGGAGGUCCACGAUGUGGUGGAGAUUUCCUCUGAACCACCUCUCGAGGCAUCAGAUGAAGAAUCAGUGCCGUCCGCUGACGAUGACGAGGAGACUCGGAUAGAACUUCCUCAAACAGAUGUAGAAAUGGACGUGCUGUUCUCACGGAAGAUCUCACUCCCGUUGCGCAUGCAGACGUUCACUUCCAUCAGAACCGUACUGCAUAGGACCUUCGCAGAUACAACAAGCGGUGACCACUUGUGGGAGAAGUUGAACUUGUCCGAAGCCACCGAGGAGCUGAAGAAUGACGUCCUAGCUAGGGUCGCACGAGACUUAGAGUUCGGGUUGCACUCUCUUUCGUCCACGGAGGAAGGCUACAAAGCACGGUCACUUACUCAGCUCAAGAUAGUCAGAGCAGUGCGGAAUGCAGCGGCAUGGAAGACGACUGGCGGCGAUGACCUUGAAAACGAAAGAGAAGUCGUUCAGUUACUGAUGCGGACCUGCACCGACUCGCAGAAAGGCUAAGGGGAAGGAUAGAUUAUAGGAUAUGACUUGUACUUUGCGGUACACAUGAGAGCUACAGUUAAACGUGACAAAUGAAUGGGAAUACUAUAAAACACUCG
Laetiporus sulphureus 93-53 is the source of this 2606-nucleotide messenger RNA. Its product is annotated as ATP-dependent DNA helicase. Gene Ontology annotation, molecular function: nucleic acid binding; four-way junction helicase activity; ATP binding. The coding region runs from base 52 to 2508 and encodes 818 amino acids. The record is from RefSeq and is a predicted model, not a curated record. Lineage: Eukaryota; Fungi; Basidiomycota; Agaricomycetes; Polyporales; Laetiporaceae. Gene Ontology annotation, biological process: double-strand break repair via homologous recombination. Gene Ontology annotation, cellular component: cytoplasm; chromosome. The transcript is spliced from 28 exons.